Molecule: messenger RNA, 1236 nt
Organism: Penicillium samsonianum
Lineage: Eukaryota; Fungi; Ascomycota; Eurotiomycetes; Eurotiales; Aspergillaceae
Product: agmatine deiminase family protein
Exons: 1
Coding region: 1-1236 (411 amino acids)
Biological process (GO): putrescine biosynthetic process
Molecular function (GO): protein-arginine deiminase activity; agmatine deiminase activity
Source: RefSeq, a predicted model, not a curated record
AUGCCACCAACCAACAAAACCUGGCACAUCCAGCACCGCGCCCUCGCGCACCAACCAGCAGACAAGCAAUACAUAUGUCCAGCAGAAACAAGGCCCCACCUAGCAACCCUCCUAAGCUUCCCCUCACGACGCUCGACCCUACCCGAACUGCACGCCGCAACACGCAACGAGAUAAUAUCCCUUGCGACAACAAUCGCAGCCUUCGAGCCCGUCCGCCUCCACGCCCGACCAGAAGACAUCCCGCAAGCUGAAGCCCUCCUCGACAGACAAAGCACUCUUUCACCCCAGCACCGCGCCAACAUAACCCUCAUCGCAGCACCAACAAACCACUGCUGGAUUCGCGACACAGGACCUGUCUACACCCGCAGCGCCGACGCAGAAGAUAAAACCCGCUACGCAAUCGAUUUCCGCUUCUGCGAAUGGGGCCACAAAACAACAGAACGCAUCUACGGGUCCCGCGUCUCACCCGCAGCAGCAAAGGCCCUGGAGACAUCCCCACAGUACGCGGAGUGGCCGGUCAUGGACGUUGAAGCCAUGCGCGAAAACACGGCUUUCGCGGGCGUCGUGCUGGAUCUCGAGAAUGCGAAUGCAGACGCUGUGGCGGAUGUAGUCGUCCGCGUGCAGUCGGCUAUCAAGCUUGAGGGCGGGGGUAUUGAAGUCGACGGCGAGGGGACGUUUAUGGCGACAGAGAGUAGUAUUAUUGGGGAUGCGCGGAAUGCUGGACUCGGGAAGAAGGAGAUCGAGGCUGAGCUUGGCCGGUUGCUGGGAGUUAGCACUUUCAUCUGGUUCCCUGGUCGGGUGGGGCUUGAUGUUACGGAUGUGCAUAUUGAUGCUGAGGCGAGGUUUGUGAGGCCCGGUGUUGUUGUUGUGUGUCGCCCACAUGAGAAGGCGGAGAAGGUGCAUUGGGAGAUCUAUUCGGAGAUUCGGGAGGUCUUGGAGAGAUCUACUGAUGCCCGUGGGCGGCGCUUUGAGGUUCAUGAUGUUGUUGAGCCAGAUCCGAGCUGCAUCGAGGGAAAUCUUGCUGGGGAGGAGAAGGCGCCGGCGGCUUCGUAUGUUAACUUUUAUUUCGUUAACGGGGGGCUGGUUAUGCCGGCGUUUGGGGAUGUUGAGGCUGAUGCGAAGGCUUUUGAGUUGUUGAAGAGUCUGGUUCCUGAGAGGGAGGUUCGUCAGGUCGAGGUUAAUGCCUUGCCCAGGACUGGGGGUGUGCUGCAUUGUGUUACACAGCAGGUCGUGUGA